AUAGCUUCCGCGCUUUAUGUGUCCUGGCGGCCGGUAAUGCAGAUACGACAUGUCGCUAAUUCAUGGGGAUCUCGGGAGGGAAUUGGCGUCCUACUCUUCGUUCGCUCUUCUCAUUACCGAGAAAUAACUGCGCCGAUUGUAUCAUAGGAUCGAUCUUCUUCCCUGCAUAUAAAUAUCAAUCCCUCUCCUUCGUCCUCCUUCUCUUCCUCACGGCACAUCCUACUUCCACUUCUCUAAAACCAAGAGUUGGCGAUACAUGGUGCCUCGUGUCCAGGUCUCAGCUCGUGAGAGGAGUUGAAGACGCUCCAAAAGAUGCCAAACAACCGUGCGAUGGAGCGGCUUGGAGAUGAUGAAGAGAACGAAAGGGCGGCGUGGAAUAUGGAGAGAGGCCUUGCCGCGGGUGAUGCUGAAUGGCA
Messenger RNA from Trematosphaeria pertusa, 416 nucleotides. RefSeq lists its product as uncharacterized. The transcript has a single exon. Bases 63 to 350 code for a protein of 95 amino acids. The record is from RefSeq and is a predicted model, not a curated record. Lineage: Eukaryota; Fungi; Ascomycota; Dothideomycetes; Pleosporales; Trematosphaeriaceae.